Amphibalanus amphitrite is the source of this 2334-nucleotide messenger RNA. RefSeq names its product lipoamide acyltransferase component of branched-chain alpha-keto acid dehydrogenase complex, mitochondrial-like (gene Dbct). Gene Ontology annotation, molecular function: lipoic acid binding; acetyltransferase activity. NCBI's taxonomy places the organism in Eukaryota, Metazoa, Arthropoda, Thecostraca, Balanomorpha, Balanidae. The coding region runs from base 214 to 1752 and encodes 512 amino acids. The record is from RefSeq and is a predicted model, not a curated record. Gene Ontology annotation, cellular component: mitochondrion; cytoplasm. The transcript has 2 exons.
UGUGAACUGUGUAAUGCUUCCGGUUAUUUGGACGGAUUAGGAAAAUAAUCAUAUUUUGUGUAUUUUUUUAAGUCACUCAUCUAUUGCAGGUAAGAUAAAUCUUAGAGACAAUUGCUCAUCAGGUUUUGCUUGAGGAAACUGCAAUACUGAUACAGUAUUUUCAAACGUCCUCAAAAGCUGAUUGUUUUACGGAAUAAUUAUGGAAUAUAGAACAUGAAUCAACUUAGUGUCCAGUUGCCAAGAAUGGCACUGCUACUCACGCAUCUGUCCAGGCGGCUGCAGCCCACACACAGCCUGCAGCUGGCAGGAAGGGCGCUCUCGCGGAGCUCCUCGGCUCGACUCUGUUCGGCGCCGCUGCCAUCACCGCUCUGCGAUGAGCACAGCCGGCGGGUGUGCCGCCGCCCGGGGGCGGCUCCCGCGCUGGCCGUGCGACGUCUUCACACCGGCGACCGCCGCGCGGGCAAGGUGGUGCCGUUCCUGCUCUCGGACAUUGGCGAGGGUAUCGUGGAGGUGGUGAUCAAGGAGUGGUACGUGAAGGAGGGCGACUCGGUCAGCCAGUUCGACAGUCUGUGCGAGGUGCAGAGUGACAAGGCUUCCGUGACGAUCACCAGCCGCUACGACGGCGUGGUGCGCAAGCUGUACUACUCGGUGGACGACAUGGCGCGCGUCGGCCAGCCGCUGGUGGACAUCGAGUCGGAGCCGGGCUCGUCCGACUCGGAGGACGAGGUCCAGGAGCGGGACGCUAUCGCGGUGGUGGGCGGCGAGCACUACGUGCUACCGACGCCGACCAAGGUCCUCACCACACCGGCCGUUCGGCGCAUCGCCAUGGAGAACAACGUGGUGCUCGGCGAGGUGCGCGGCACCGGCAAGGACGGCCGCAUCCUCAAGGAGGACGUCCUCCGCUACGUUCAGGAGAAGGAGAAGGGUAAGCCGCCCAAGGAGACGGCGCCCGCAGCCCCGAAGAAGCCGGCCGUGCAGGAGGUGCCAAAGGAGGCGCCCAAGGCCCCGGUUGAGACCGUCGCGCCUCGCGCCCAGACAGUACUGUUGGCAGAGGACAAGACGGCACCCGUCUCCGGCUUCACCAAGGCCAUGGUGAAGGCCAUGAAGCUGUCAAUGACUGUGCCGCACUUUGGCUACUGUGACGAGAUCGAGAUGACGACGCUGGUGAACCUGCGGCCGGCGCUGAAGAAGAGCGCAGAGGCGUUCGGCGUCAAGUUUUCCUACAUGCCGGUCAUCAUCAAGGCGUGCUCGAUGGCUCUGCUGCAGUACCCGGUGCUGAACGCUUCCGUGGACGCCGCCUGCGAGAACAUCACUUACAAGGCCAGCCACAACAUCGGGAUCGCCAUGGACACGCCCAACGGCCUGGUGGUGCCCAACGUGAAGCAGGUGCAGAACCUGACGGUGCUGGAGGUGGCGCAGGAGCUGAACCGGCUGCAGGCUUUGGGUGCGCGGGGCCAGCUGACGGCCGCCGACCUGGCCGGCGGCACCUUCUCACUCUCCAACAUCGGUGCCAUCGGCGGCACGUACGCCAAGCCGGUCAUCGUGCCGCCCGAGGUGGCGAUCGGCGCCAUCGGCAGGAUCCAGAAGCUGCCGCGCUUCGCGGCCGACGGCUCGGUGGUGGCCGCGCACGUGAUGCAGGUCUCCUGGUCGGCUGACCACCGGGUCAUCGACGGCGCCACCAUGGCCAGAUUCUCCAACGUGAUGAAAGCCUUCCUCGAGCAGCCGGCUGCCAUGCUGCUCCAGAUGAAAUAGUCUGAGGUGGCCGGUACGAGUGGUGCCGCGGUCGGUUGUGUCUCUUGCGUAUUGUCGCGGGAAUCUCCUCGUCUAGGAACUAUCAGCUCAAGGCGUGGUAUGCGACUUGUUUCGGUGUGGACUUAGCCUACGAGGCGUUACGACUUCAUAGCUACCGGGGCCUGUCGUGUUAAUUACGAAACGGGUGUCCGGUGGUUGGACUGUCUCGUCCCGGUUCAGAAUGAGUCCGCCAUCGUCCGAGACAGGUCAGGUCAGGCCAGUGCCGGCUGUUAUUGUGGCGCAGGAUCGCGGCAGGAUCCGGUGGGACCCUUGAAGGAAGCCUCACUGAUAUUGCGGCAGGAACGGUUGGCAGUGAAAAUUGACUUUCUUUACAAAGCGAUGGGUGGGAAGAUUUUUGUUAGAAUGGUUGAGGUGUAGUUUUGCUUUUGUGAAGCGUUUUUACCUGGUGUCGAUGUCCUAACGGCAAAGUGCAAUAUUGUUGCGAAAGAACACUUGUUAUAUGUGAUAGUGUCGUGAUGUGUCUGCGAAAGGCGAACAGUGUAAUUUGUAGUGCGAAAUACAUAACUGCAGAUCUGAAAGGAA